Messenger RNA from Recurvomyces mirabilis, 3333 nucleotides. RefSeq lists its product as uncharacterized. The transcript has 2 exons. The record is from RefSeq and is a predicted model, not a curated record. The coding region runs from base 1 to 3333 and encodes 1110 amino acids. Lineage: Eukaryota; Fungi; Ascomycota; Dothideomycetes; Mycosphaerellales; Teratosphaeriaceae.
AUGCAGUCACCCAAACCAUCCCGUUCAGGAAGCAAACGCAAGCCCGGUAGGCACGGUGGUAUCAACAGACCUGGGCUUGCUGUAGACACGAGUUUCACGAAGCACCAAGCAGAGGCGCCGAAGCAGGUCUUCCCGUACGAAUCGAAGACACAAGAACUCACGUUUGUGAGCAUCCCGGAUGCAAGAUUGCAGAAGAGUGGCAGGAAGUCUAGCCUACGAGCUGAGCUGGAGAACCGCCUCCCCUUCCGACCAUCUGCCAACCGAUCGCUUUCCGACACUCAACAGAGUCACCAACCAGGGCAUGCGAGGCCAACAUACGAUCGUGCCGGGGCCACAACAGACCAAAGCUGUGAUGUGCGCAACGACUCCACGUCGUCCAGACUUCUGCCUCUACAUAAGCGCAUUCGAGGUCUGAGACCAUCACCACUCGAUCUCAGCAACGACAUCUCACCGUCUGAUCGAGCCAUCACGAUCGGCAUCGCAAUCCCGUCUCAGGCAGUGUCUGAGCAUAACGAGACACCCCAAGCAACACUGCAACCACAUUGGGCCCAGCAGGUACAGACGCCAACCAUUGUCAUCACGCCUGCGAAAGAGGACUUUGACAUGGCAGAAGUCUCCGACCUGGCUCGAAGAGAUUACCGAGCUUCCAGUGUUUAUUCAAGAUAUACGAAUGGUGGUAUGAGGCGGCGCGACACUCCUCCAGUGCCGCCACUACCAUUGUUCGUCGGCAAGACGAGGAGAGGGCCUGGCCUCACUAUUGCUCCUACAGAUAGUUCUCGUAACAAGCCAAGAGAUACCGCCAUCUCUGCAGUCACCUUAUUCGAGGAAGAUGACGAACUACACAGUCCGCCAGCCUCGGCGAGGACAUUCACAAGCCAAUCACAUCUUCCAACACCAAGACGAAGUAAAGGCUGGUGGAACGUGAUCACUUCGCCUUUCUCGGCCGGCUCCAAAAGCCAUGCUGGCUUCUGGCGCUCUCCUUCGCCUCUUGACGAUGAUGAGGACCGACAAUCCAUGUUACGAAAUGCAGCGGACAUGAACACGGCCGGUCCGCACGCAGGUGUCAUCUUCACGAAUCGCGGGCUUGAUGACAAUGAGGUACGCUCUGCUCUGCCGGUAGAGACUUCCGGAUCGCGACCUAUAGUGCCGAAACGAUCGGACACUGCGCCUGGAGCGCUUGAUGGGAGUGAGGCGGCUGUUAACAUCUAUCGCGUACCAAGUCAAGGGCUAGCUGCAGCGUACUACGAUCCGACACGACAUUUUCCAAGUUUGAUCGUGGACAGUGCCACUGCUGAGGCUAUGCGCGGGUCGAUGGUCGGAUGGAGCCCGUCGCAUAGUGUUGCGCAUCCAGAUGAUAGGCGGAGUCUGAGACUUAUGGAGCCUAAGCCAGCUGGACUUGUCAAUGCUAGCAAAGAUCUGGAAAUCGUCGACGGGAGAAGCCAUCCUUUCAGCAUGCAUGGAGAUAUCACGCAGAGCCCUGAAUACACCAGCGAGACUGGAGCGACCCCGAAAGAACCUGCUCAUGCCGCCGGAGCUGAGCGUAACAUCUUCUCUACUCCAUCCGUAGAAGAGCUGCACGAGACAGGUUCUGCACGCCCAACAGCGCAACGUGGAGCCACGGAUGCGACAUUGGCGUCCCACUUCUCACCACUAUCACCAACGCCCAUACUCGAAAGCGCGCACAUGGCCACAUACAUGGGACCACAGUCCACAAACGGCGAGCUGCGUGAAGUCCAGCUCACUCCUGCUCGAAUGCCUAGUCCGCUAUCUCCUCGCCAGACAGACCGCUCGCUGGAGGGAGUGAAUUUCCCACCACAAGAUCAUGGAUAUGAUCCGACCGCAACCAAAGGCUUCAUGCGACCCAAGAUGCACGAACGAAACGAUUCCUCCAGCUCCCUCGGACUGGGCAUCACGGAUGGAGAGAAGGAGCUGUAUCCACCGCAGAGGACUUUCGUUGAGCGGCCACGCCUAGGUACGGAUCGCUUUGGCCAGCUUACUAUUACGAAAUCCGAGAAGGCAGGCCCAGUGACACCAUGGCACCGCCGCUUCUUCUGGCUUUUGGCUUCGAUUGUAGCUUUUAUGCUUCUGAUGCUUGUCAUACUGCUGGUGAUGUUGAUACCGCAGGCUCAGAAUGAUAUGGCUGUGCAAGCGAGCUGGACGAACCUUACUGGUUUCCCCAGUCUGCCUACCGGGAUCGCCACGUUCAUACAGCCCUCGCUGGCUAAGAAGGCGAGCGGGUGCGUCAACCCGGAGAGCUUGUGGAGUUGUGCUGUGCCUGCUGGUCAGCAAGUUGAGUCUGAGGUACCGAAUUUCAGGUUUGAGAUCAGGUUUAGGAAUGGUACUUUGCCGCGUAAUGAGACGCAGCUGGCAAGGCGAUCGAGUGUGAUAGCGAAUGCAGGGUCUUUAGCUCGUAGAGAUGGUUUGACGGGAUCUUUAUUCACUGCUGAUCCUGCGGCUCCGUCGAAAGGUGAUCAGUCAUUCAUGGGCCAAUACGUGGAUAACAUCACUGUGCCGUACGAGGGCGAACAGACGCCAUUCUACUUCUCACUUCUUGAUCCCGCUGCCCUGGAUCUUCUUGGAAGCAGAUUGCGAAGACGACACGAAGGCAGUCCAUAUCCGUACCCGAACCUGGUCGACUCAAACAGUACAUCGAAUGCAACCACGAAUGCAGCGAAUAGCAUACCCAAACCUGCUCUCCAAGCCAACGGCAAGCCGGCUGAGUCCGAAUUGUAUCCGUAUGCCAGCGCUCAACCACUACGCCUUUACAAUCGCGGCAAAGACAACGAGCAUUACGGCUUCUACACCUACUUCGACCGCUCCCUCCUCAUCUCGAACAUCACGAGCACUUCUUCAACCACCAACAAUGGGUUAAGUAACAGUCUGAACAGCGAUGUACCUCUCGCAAACGCCUCAGCAGUCUGCACCUGGUCGCAAACCCGUCUACACUUCCAGAUCUGGACCAAAAAGGGCACUGUAGCGUCGCUCAGCGACGUCAUUCCACUAAACGGCCUACCAGCAGCCAACGGCACAGCAAACGAUAUGACUGCUCCGGGUUCCUUCCCAUAUCCAGUCACCGUAACGAUUGAUCGGCAUGGAGGUCAAGCAAGUAAAAAAGGCGUCUACUGCUAUGGAUUGGAUGCAGAGCAGAGAGUUGUGGAGAGUGUGAAGACUUGGAUUGGUGAGGAUAGGGGAUUUGAUGGGCGCUUGGUGAAUGCUGCGAUGGUGCCAGGAAGUAAUGGGACGGGUGUACAGAAACGUGGCAGUGAUGGGGCUGGGAAGUAUGGAGGCGUCGAUGGGGGAACGGGUGGUUACGUCAGUACGAGCAUAAUGUAA